AAACGGCAGUUUGAAAUCCGAACUCGCUCCGAUCGAAAGCUAGAAAUUCAUCUCGUGGAACUAAAAUUUUCUUUCUCGUUCAGUGCGAUAGAUGUGCGUAUGGUUGACUAGCAGAUAGAAGUGAAUAAUUUCUGCAAUCUGUGUUUUUCAGUGCGCCAGUGAUUUAUUAAAUAGAAGGAUCAUUCAAAAGUGCAAACAGCAAUUCUUCGCAGUGAAAUAGUGCUUCAGCGUUGUUCUUUGAUCCCGGAAGUGUGGAGUUGCAGAAAAAUUUCUAGUUUUUUCUUUUUUUUUCUACACGGUGGAGCAGAUCAAACCAGACCCGAACUAGCGGAGAAAAUUUUGCUAAAAAAUGGCUGUAAACGUGUAUUCGACCAACGUGACCACAGACAAUCUGUCAAGGCAUGAUAUGCUAUCGUGGGUAAACGAUUGCCUCCGGUCCCAGUUUACCAAGAUCGAGGAACUAUGUACAGGUGCUGCCUACUGUCAGUAUAUGGACAUGCUGUUUCCAGGUUCAGUUCCGAUGAAACGCGUCAAGUUUCGUACGAAUUUAGAACAUGAAUACAUUCAGAACUUCAAAAUCCUGCAGGCUGCAUUCAAAAAAAUGAAUGUUGAUAAGAUUAUCCCGAUCGAUAAACUAAUCAAAGGGCGUUUCCAAGACAAUUUUGAAUUUUUGCAAUGGUUCAAGAAAUUUUUCGACGCAAACUAUGACGGUAGAGAGUAUGAUGCUUCGUUAGCGAGGGAUAAUUUACCGAUGGGAAUGGGUACUGCUGGUGCCCCGAAAGGCAACGGCAUUGCAGCUGCGGCCUUACCUCGCAAGGCGCCUCUUGUCUCAUCCACAUCACGAGAUAAAAUUAAACCGAUGUCCAAAGUCACACCCAGUAGACCGGCAGCACCGAUGGGCAACUUGGAGCGCAGGCAGAUAGGCGGUGUCGGUGGUCCCGCGAACGCCAGUAAAUCCUCCUCACAGAACAGCGUAACUAAUCAACAGGUGGACGAGCUGACCAACCAAGUACAGGACAUGCGAUUACACCUAGAGGGGCUGGAAAAGGAACGUGAUUUCUAUUUCAGCAAACUUAGAGAUAUAGAGAUACUAUGCCAGGAAGACGAACAAAACGAAACGCAAAAUCAGCUGAUCCAAAGAAUUCUGAAUAUUCUGUAUGCGACGGAGGUAGGUGACGGAUUUGCACCUCCCGAUGAUAUGCCACCAGAAGAAGAGGAGUAUUAAGGAAUUUCUCGUCACUCUCCUCUGUUUACAAAAAACGGUGGAAAAUCGAAGUGCAUAAUCCAAGCAGUGUACUCUUAGAUGUCGGCAUCUAUUCAGAGCAACCAUGGAUAACAACGCCGUUCUACAGGCUCUGGUUGUGACCGGCUGCCAACAAAAUCAUUGUGUGCGUUCGAAUAAGACAGUAAAUAGGAGAAACCUGUAAUUUAAAGAUAUGAGAGAAACAAGAUUGUGGUAGUGAUGAGGUUUUUUUGUAUUUAAAAAUAAUUCAUUAUUAUUAAUAAUAACUAUUAUAAACGUGACUAACUAAAGCAGUUGUUUUGCGAGUAAAUAAAAACUGAAAAGCUAAAUGGAGCCAGAUAGGUUGCAUUGAUCAUCGGAGGAGUGAGGAACGAUUAGCACGUAUAUGUUUACGCAAAAUCGAACAAGAUUUCUCAGCAAUUUCUGUAUUUUCUUAGCAGGGCCAAUAUUUGUAAUGAUAAUAGUGUUUUCGAAUGGGUGCCGAAUUUACUAUCACGCAAUGUAUUGUUAUGCAUUUUUCUCGUGUAUUAUAUGUAGUGCUCUGGCGUAUUUUAAAAAGCUAUACUUCUGAGUUUAAGCCAGUAAAGAACCAACGAUGAACUGCGGUCCAUUCUCAGCCUUGUUAUAUUCGUACUGCAAUCGUUUACAACAACCGCUACGCAAGAUCAAAGAAACUAGUUGAUCAUCACCCUAAUACUACACACCCAACGCAAACAAACCUGAAAGUUAACGAAUCAUUAUCGUAAAUACAAUUAUUAUUGAUUGGAUUAUAAGGAGAAAGGAAAAGCCCGAAGUCACAGCUGUGCUAAAUUUAUUUGUAAAUCAAUUGUAUCAGAACAAAGUGUAAAAUAAACACAAGCAUUAGCUCAAAUAUUCUGUUACAAGGACAGUAUUGUUCUCGCAAGUGUAUUUAAAAUACGAAACAAACAACCGUUAAAAUAUAUAUAUAUAUAAUUACAAACGAAACGAAUGAAAGAAACGAUCAAAGUUGCUACUAUUUUUAUUUACUCUAUUACUAUCGUGGAAAAACCUUAAAAAAAUAUUCUGCUAUAUAAGUCACUUGCGCAAUGUUCAGAACUACUACAAAACAAAACAGCAUAUGACAUAGGCAAUUAAGAAAAUGGAAACAAAUAUAACUUUAACCAAAACUUGGUUCAGCUGCAAAUCUUUUCUGUAUGAAUCAAUUUUUAUGCUAUAAUUUAUAACUUUCUUCUUUUCAUUUAAUAGAAAAUACCAUAAUUGAAAGAUCAA
This is a messenger RNA of Malaya genurostris, 2494 nucleotides long. It is a transcript of the gene Eb1, whose product is annotated as microtubule-associated protein RP/EB family member 1. Lineage: Eukaryota; Metazoa; Arthropoda; Insecta; Diptera; Culicidae. Gene Ontology annotation, molecular function: microtubule plus-end binding. The coding region runs from base 350 to 1225 and encodes 291 amino acids. The transcript is spliced from 6 exons. The record is from RefSeq and is a predicted model, not a curated record. Gene Ontology annotation, biological process: regulation of microtubule polymerization or depolymerization; protein localization to microtubule plus-end; spindle assembly. Gene Ontology annotation, cellular component: microtubule plus-end; microtubule organizing center; spindle midzone.